Molecule: messenger RNA, 454 nt
Organism: Trichosurus vulpecula (common brushtail)
Lineage: Eukaryota; Metazoa; Chordata; Mammalia; Diprotodontia; Phalangeridae
Product: biogenesis of lysosome-related organelles complex 1 subunit 2-like
Exons: 1
Coding region: 155-454 (99 amino acids)
Biological process (GO): lysosome localization; endosomal transport
Cellular component (GO): gamma-tubulin complex; BLOC-1 complex; BORC complex
Molecular function (GO): gamma-tubulin binding
Source: RefSeq, a predicted model, not a curated record
CCUUCCCCCCUUCCUUUCCCCUUUCUUCGCCAUCCCAUCCUUCCCUCCAUCCUUUCUCCUACCUCCCUUCCCCGGCCUAGACGAUGCCGUGGUGGAGACAGCGGAGGAGGCCACGGAGCCCGCCAAGGCGGACAUCACGGGGCUAUGCCAGGACAUGUUCUCCAAAAUGGCCACGUACCUGACGGGCGAGCUCACAGCUACCAGUGAAGACUAUAAACUUCUGGAAAAUAUGAACAAACUGACUAGCUUGAAGUAUCUAGAAAUGAAAGAUAUUGCAGUAAACAUAAGUAGAAACCUAAAGGACUUAAACCAGAAAUAUGCAGCACUUCAGCCUUAUCUGGAUCAGAUCACUCUAACUGAGGAGCAAGUAGCAGCUCUUGAGCAGGCAGCUUACAAAUUGGAUGCAUAUUCAAAGAAACUAGAAGCAAAGUACAAGAAGUUAGAGAGGCGAUGA